Molecule: messenger RNA, 9872 nt
Organism: Felis catus (domestic cat)
Lineage: Eukaryota; Metazoa; Chordata; Mammalia; Carnivora; Felidae
Gene: ALPK2
Product: alpha kinase 2
Exons: 15
Coding region: 2053-8691 (2212 amino acids)
Biological process (GO): protein phosphorylation
Molecular function (GO): ATP binding; protein serine/threonine kinase activity
Source: RefSeq, a predicted model, not a curated record
GGAGGCUGAACCAACUGAGCCACCCAGGUGCCCUGAUAAAACUGCAUUUUAAAAAUUAUUUUGUACAUAUUUUUGAACUUCAAAUCUCACGAAGAAUUUUAUAGAAAUCUGCUAACCUGGGAUGAAAAAUGCCGUGAGAGAACACAGUCCCAUUUGCAUUGAUAUCUGUUGCCACCGUCCCGAAGGGAUCCAAACGCCUGUUGAGUUGGCCUACCUGCCUGGCAGCUCGGGGAACUGGAUGAAGGCUGCAAGGUUGGAUGCGGGUCGUGUCCCCCAAGCAAGAUACCGCACCCAGCGUGCCAAGUAUGGGAACCCCUGAGCCCAGGGCAGGGAUGGACUGUUGAGAGAGAGGGAACCCGAGCUGAUGCUCUCAGUAGUGGGGCACUCUCCCCAAACGCUGACCGUGCCCUGAAGCCUGAGUGGCUGCCUCAGCUCCAGCUUGGCCCGAGGACCCUGGCAGAAAAUCUGAUCUGACCUGACAUGUGAUUGGUACCAAGCCUCGGCCAAGAAUGUGCUGUCCUGGAAAAGGCAUUCAUCACUCCUCCCAUUAGACUUGAACAUUUGAGGGCCUUCUGUGCCAGGAGGGAUAAAAUGAACAGAUAAACUCCUCACGUACCAAUCCAAGCCCGAUUGAUGGGAGUGUAGAGUAGCUCUGAGGACCUAAUGAAUUGGCUUUAAAUGUGCGGAUUCUUUGGGAACUGACUAGAUCCCAGUCCCCAGCAAGCCUAGAGUGGCCGGUGAAUUGUGAGGCAUCCAUUCGUUUGAGAAGCCAGGAAAAUAACAAAGCCCUGAAGGCCUUUAGGAGAAGCAGUGAAAAGACAUCUGGUAAAAAAUACGUUUUCAACUCUGCUCUUUGGUUGGAAAAUCCCCUUACGAAGGGAAGUUUCUGUUUUUCUUCCUAUAGCUUCAGAAAAAGAGAUGGUUUACACAUAUUUUCUUAUGUGCCGUGCUACUUUACCUGGAAUAACGCUAAAUAUUUUUAGGUCUUCAUUUUUAAUCGCAAAGUCAUGUACUUUUUGAUGCUGUUGAAGGGGCCCAAAUAUAUGCCCUCCUGUUUCUUUUUCUCUUCAGCACCUUAAACCUUCCAUCCUCUCCUUUGAAUAAUCACCGAAAAUUCGGAACAGUGUCCUGGCCUAAUUGAGUUUAAUCCCAAGGUCUGUUUCUGAUUGUCUUCUAUUCUUGCUCCCCAAACCUAAGAUUAAAACAGAAAUUCUGUGGCUGCAGGCAAAUAAGGUGAACAGUAGGACACAUAUAGGCAAAUCCAUUAUAUAUUAAAAAAUAUAUAUAUAUAUUUAUUAUACAUUAUAUAAAAUAUGUUAUUUAUAUUUUCAUCCUCUGUUCUUUGAGUUUAUUUUACUAGGAGAUGAAUGGUAGGCAUUGAGGAGUCCACCUUUCAGACUGUUUGCCAGGAACAAGAUUAAAUUUCAUAAUGAGUGUCAACUUUUCCAUUUAAAAGCUCAUGACCAUCUAUGUCUGUCUGCUGCACUGGGAUUUGGUUCCCUUUCGUCUUUAUCCUAUCCUGCUGCUGUAUGGGAACUUUUAUUUAUUUUUUAUCAUCACGCCUUCCUCUGUCUGCUCUCUCAACUUCAUGUUCUCUCCCUUUAUUUGGAAAGAUCCUCUGUGAAGCGAAUCCAGCUUUAAAGAAAACCAACCAAACCUACAGUCACCAAGGGUUGGUAAUUUCUGCAUUUGGUUGGAAGUCAUUAUUUUAGAGUCUCUCAGCUUUCAACAUUUUUCUUCUCGUAUGAAGAUAAUACUGAGAAACAGAACACAUCAACCGUAUGCUUCUUGAUGUUUAAUAAUUUUAGAUGAUGAAUCUUGUGAAACAUUUCAUUCCAUCCAGGUAGAAUGAUGCACAGUUUGCUUUUGACGGUUAUACUGCCCACUACAGAGGGAAUAUGUCUAGGUAUGUCCCUUUCAAGGUCACCCACUCGGCGCUGCUAAUUUUAGCCGUCUCAGUGAGCGUCCCUAAGAAGUUUCUUUCCAAGCUGUCAGUUUCCAGGUGUGGCACAUGAAAAUACUUUCCCAGAGAGGCAAAGCAGUGACAGAAUAAUGCUUCUGGAUUUUUUUAAAUCUUCCGUCUUGGAUUUGGACAAAAUUCAGGAAAAGAAAUGGCCACGCUACAGAUUCUACUUUGAUGAGGAAACUGAGGCACAGAGAGGCUGGGACACACUUGCUGACGAUGCUAGUAAGGAGUGCAGCCAGAAUGUAAACCCAGCUUUACCGCCCUUUCUGCCUGUUACAUGCAUCAGCGGACCCUCAGGUCAGAGCAGAGUUGCUUCCCGUGCCCUCCUCGUGAGGAAAGGAAGGAGAUUCACGAGGCACGUAAGGAUGACAGACUCAGGAGGGCCCCAGAGGCGCACCCUUUGUUUUCUAUCUACGUUGCUUUCCCAGAAAGUUCCUGAGAAGUCAGACGCCGUGCUUCGCUGCAUGAUAUCUGGUCAGCCCAAGCCAGAGGUAACUUGGUAUAAGAAUGGUCGAGCCAUAGAUGAGUGUGGCAUUGUUUCCAGUUAUGAAUUCUUCCAGAAUCAGUAUAUUCACCUGUUACAUCUCUAUCGCUGUACCCCAGGUGACACCGCUGUUUAUCAAAUCUCUGCUAAAAACUGUUCUGGAAUGAUCUGCUGUUCUGCUUCCCUUGAAGUCAAGUGCUCAGCAGAGAACCCACAGCUCUCCCCGAACCCCAAAGAUGGCGGGGACACGGGUUGGAAACAUGCAACAGAGUCAAGCAUGCAGGAAGAAGCAAACCAGCUUGAUGAGAAAGAACAUCCUCGUAGGGGCGAAGAAAGUGUCCCCUCAGGUAGUCCCAUGUCAGCUGACUCUGCGUCCUCCACAUUCGGCUGUUCAUGCUCGCUCCGGUUAUUGGCCAAUAAUGACACUGGUGCCUCCGGUUCUGAAAAUCCCUUGGAUGUUAAAGGAGCAAGGCGAACCGAAGAGGCUCGUGAUCCAGAUAGCACGGAGGAAGUUGCGGAUGGGUGGCUUUUUUCUGAAUCAAGUAGUAUUCCCGAUAAGCAACAUGUGUGUUGCCACAGGGCAGUGCAUUCCGAAGGAUCAAGGCCAGUGGAUGGGGCCUUAAACAGUGAUGGCCCUCUUGAGGACGUCUUCAAGUCUGGUCAUCCGAAUCCCAGAGUGCAGAAAUACAUUAGCUUCAGCCUACCGCUGGCGGUGGUGGCCACAUCCGAUGGCCCAGGUGACAGGGCCACGAUUCAGCAGCAAGGCAGCCCACAGGGGUCCAGCGAAGACUCUGACAGCGACUAUGAACUUUGCCCAGAGAUAACCCUAACCUGCACCGAGGAGUUUUCAGAUGAUGACCUAGAGUAUCUGGAAUGUUCCGACGUUAUGACGGAUUACUCUAAUGCAGUUUGGCAAAGGGACCUGCAGGGGACUGGGCAGGUUUUUUUAUUAGAAAGCAACGACGAAGAGAUGGAAUUCGGUUCGUGUGGCCCGGGUGGGCGUGAGCAUUUCCUCAGUGAAAUGGGUUGUGGGCCUCGGGUGUCAGAUGACAUGGGGCCUAUGGAUGCCACCAGUGGCUUCUGCGGUAAUCACUCACAACCCCAAGAAGUAGGGGUGAGGAGCAGCCAAGCCUCCACCCACAGUCCCUCAUCCCUGCAAACAGGGAUGACUCUGACCUUGGGGCCUCACCGGGAUGUAACGUCUACAGUGACAGACCAGGCGAGAUGUAAACUACCCACUGCUUCUGAGGCCGCUGAAAAUGAUUAUCCAGGAAUUCAAAGAGAAACCAGAGACAGCCACCAAGCAGGAGAGGAAUUCACCAGUGACAAUCUGCUAAACAUGGAUAAAGCGGUGACAGAGACGGCGAUGAAGCGUCUGUCUGGUGAGUUAGAAAACUCAGGGGUGGACCAGUGGUUGGAGAUUGCAGCCGAGAAAAAAGUAGGGGACGAGGUUUCAUUGAGCAAGAGGGGCUCCGAGAUACCUGCCGGGGUGAGGCGGUCAGAAACCGAAGGAGAACCCAAGAAGCUGAGCCCCAACUUGAAAGAAAGCACAACAGAAGACACCCUUAAUCUCCUCUAUCCCAAAGAGCCUGUUAAGCGCCCAGUAGCCCAGAGUGAUAAAAGAGACAGUCCUCAUGCCAAAGCAAAAGCUGUUGAUUGGAAUUCCCAGUUCCGUGCAGGAGAAUGUGCCGUCCCAGCCCAAGCAGAGCAGGAAGCAAAGACCCUGCGAAUUCCCCUGGGCCCACCCCGCCAAGGAGGGAACUCAAACUUCGAGGGAGAAGGGGUGUUGGUCAGUACCCUAUUUGAGACAAGCGGGGUUCCAGACGGCAGUGCUCAUCCUCAGGUGCAAAUUCAGGAACCGGUCAGGGGGAGAGACACUCUCAGCCGGAUGCCAGCUUUCUCAGAGCCUGCUGGGGAGCCGUCUGCACCUCCUGGGACCACAACAAAUUCCUUCCCCAACUUAGGAGGGAUCGACGAAGAAUAUGCGUCAUUGGCCGGAUACCUGGAGCUGGAAAGCUGCACUCGAUGCCCACAGCACAGAGGCAACCAAGACAGAAAAGACCGCGCACUUGGAAGUUCCUGGGAAGACCUCGGACACGAGCUGAGCAUCCCAGACGCCAGUCAUGAAAACAGGGCCCCCCGGGAGCUGUCCGCGCUUCUCCCCCAGGAGGGCAGCGCUGACCCUGGGGAGCCCAAGCCUCUCUCCGUUGCUUCCCCUGAACCCACAGAUACCAUCACCACCCUGGAAACUGCGGGCGGUGGGCCAAGGGGCAGAGAAGCAGCGUGUGUGUUAGAGCUUCUGGAAGCACGUGGCCAAAGAACACGGCCGACCACGGACUCUCCUGCCGGAGCCUCCCCUGAUAAAUACUCACCUCACGAAAUUUGCUCCACGGACUUGGAGUCGGCAAAAAGUCAAAGCGAAGUAUCUGAUUUAUGUUCUCCUGAUGACAAGACGCCGGGCGUUCUUUUUCAGACGCGAGGUUCUGAGCCUCCACAGCCGCCAUGCAAGAGCGCCAAGGAGCGAGACUCCGCCAUGCCCCCUCUUUUCACCAGUGUUUUCACCUGGAACCUUUCACAAAAAGCCAGUGAAGGGGGCACAGGGAAAAACUUAGCGGCGGUGGAGAAUUUCACCUCCACGUUGGUCUCCACAGUACAGGCUGGCCAGGAGAGGCCCGGCCCCAGCAACUCAGGAGGCCUUGAGGAAAAACAGCCUCUACGUUCUGAGAACAGCUCUUUUGUGCAGUUGGCAGAAGGCGGCAACAAGGGCCCCAGUAACGGUGGCCCAGACACCACAGACACAUCAGCCAGGAAUGGCUCAGGUGUAACGUUUCCUCGUGAGACGCCAACGACUUUCACUGCUCAUCUGGAGGGUCUUCAGGUGGCCAGGGAGAGUGGGGACACAUGGCCCCCAGUUACCAUGGCCCCCAAAGUUCACCCAGCCAAAUACCUCCCUGUUUCCAUUGCCGAGAACAGUCUUGCAGAUGGACCCAAGGGGAGCUCACCUCAGGCACCAGAUGAAAAUAUUCUCCACCUCACUUCCCAUGCCCAGUUGGGUCAUAUUUUAAGUGAUUCCAAAACCGAGUCUCUAAAGGAGCCCUUUGGCAUGGCUCCCCGUGGACCAGGAGUCCCCAUCCACAUUCCUCGGCUCCCAGAGGUAGAGGGCUUCUGUAGCAGCCGCCCUCUCCAGACUGAUGACCAGUCUGGAGAUAAGAGCCUGACUGUGGACAGGGCAGACAAUAGGAGUCUUGAAGAGGAUUUCCAAGAAAAAGAAAGGGAAAGAACACAGAGGAUCCAGCACGAGAGCUUACCCCCACAGAGUUUUGCUUCCGAGGGUGGUUUCCAAGAAAGGUGGCCCAUGACAGCUGUUGCACAAGGGGCAAUACACCCAGUGCCCUUGGACCACUUGUCGGCCAACUCCAGGGAGGAGAGCGGGCAGAGCUCAGACCUGGGGCCUACUGUGUGCAAGGUGGCCCACGCCACCGUGGAAGAUGAUGGUCAGGCUCUGAGCCACACUCCACCUCUCUCUGAUAUCUUCCUGGAAGGCUCUAGAGAGAGUGGGCCAGGACUUUGGAAAGCAGGCAGAAAGCUGAAGAUUAUAACUCUGGAAGCUCCCAUUUCAGAAGACUGGCUCCCAAGACCACAGACGGGUUCCGAGUGCAAGGAGUUAGAAGCUGGUCCCGUAAUUCCUGACAGGGUCUGGGCUCUAUCUGAUGUUCUCAAGGCUCACAGUCCUCAGGCUGAGUCUGGCCCGGCCCUUGCUAAUAACAGAGAAACCCAUGUCAGUGAAAAACGCGCCAGCCGUGCAUAUUGGAGUAGCCUUUCUUCCCGGUAUUUGAGCCAGCCCAGACUCCUGGAGUCAUCUGUGGAUCCUGUAGACGGAAAGGAAUUACCCGUCACAGAUUUGUCAUCAGAGACUUCCAAAACCGGAGAGAAGGAAAACGUGAGUCAUGUGAGUCAAAACCGAGAGGAAAACCAAAUCAAGGAUCAUGCUGACUUCCUUAAACAGUUUCUGACCUGCCCUAAAGUCGUAGAAUCCUCUGUAGACCCCGCUGAUGAAGCAGGUGUGAUGGUGUGCACCAGGGCUGGGACACCAGGGCCUUCUGAAUCCACACCGGCUAUCAUCAGAGAGGAGAGCAAACUGAAUGAUGGGAACAUGGGCCAGAGACUGGAAGUCCAACCCGCCAUCUUGCAAGUCCCACGUCCUGACGAAGGUGGGGAAACCAUUCCAAGUGGAUGUGGAAUAAGUCAAAUACAAGAAGGCCGUAAGAGAAGCUUAGGGGAGGCUGAACAAAGUAAAAACAACAAAGCAGAACCUGUUUUCUCCACUUCACCUCCUUCUAACUGUCUUGCAGUGAUGACUCAUGCAUCUGUUGGCGUUGAUAGUCACAACUCCACGGGUCAAGUUCACGACGUCCCCGAGAAUGAUUUAGUUGAGCCCAGAAACCACCAAUAUGCACGUUCUGACUCGAAGGAAAGGGAAGCUGUUGAGAGUGAGUGUGGGAAACCUUCACCCUCUUCUAGUGGUCUCGCUCCGUUGCCCUGUGCUUCAUCUCCCAAAGGAAACACUGCAAACUUUUCAGUAAGCCACACAGUUCGGGAACCUCAAAGAGAGGAGCCCCACACUGGGGAAACCAAGCAUGUGAGUACCUCUGGCUCUCCAGCAGUGACCUCGGCAUCUGGUUCAGGUGAAUGUUCCUCGGAGAAAGCUCCUAAGAUAUUACAGCACCCAUGUCAACAGGGCUCCAACCUGGGCUGUGGGAGAAGACCCAGGGAAGAGAAUCUCGGUCACACGGCAGCCCGGACCCUCAGAUUCCCCAAAGCCCCACCAGCAGGGAGUGGCUCAGAGGAGGUCAAGAAGCCAGAAACCUCAGCGGGGGGACAUUUAGCUGAGGGGGUAAAGAAGAAAAUUCUGUCCAGGGUGGCCGCCCUGAGGCUGAGAUUGGAAGAGAAGGAAAAUGUCCUAAAGAGCUCAAGCUUUCUUAAAAAGAUUCCUAAACUCGAAACACCGGCAUCAUGCACAGAGGAGGAAAAAGACGCAAAAAAGCCACCUUGCAAAAGAGAAGGGAAAGCUCCAAUAUUACUAAAAAAGAUCCAAGCCGAGAUGUUCCCUGACCACUCUGGGAAUGUAAAAUUAAGCUGCCAGUUUGCAGAAAUUCAUGAAGAUUCUACGGUCUGGUGGACAAAGGAUUCCAAGUCAGUAGCCCAAGUGCAGAGAAGGGCAGACGACACCUCGGCUGUGUCCUUGGCCAUCGUCCAAGCCGGUCAGAAGGACCAGGGCAUCUACCGUUGCUGCAUCAAGAACAGUUACGGCAAAGCGACCGCUGAGUUUAACCUUACCGCUGAAGUUCUGAAACAACUUGCGAGUCAGCAGGAUAUUAAAGGAUGUGAGGAGAUUGAAUUCAGCCAACUCAUCUUCAGAGAAGACUUCCUCAGGGACAGCUACUUUGGGGACCACCUGCGAGGUCAGAUCGCCACGGAGGAGCUGCACUUUGGAGAAGGGGUCCACCGGAAAGCCUUCCGCAGCAAAGUGAUGCAGGGCCUCAUGCCCGUCUUCCAGCCCGGCCACGCCUGCGUGCUCAAGGUGCACAACGCUGUUGCCUACGGGACCAGAAACAACGAUGAGCUCAUCCAGAGGAACUACAAACUCGCUGCCCAGGAAUGCUAUGUCCAAAAUACUGCCAGAUACUAUGCCAAGAUCUAUGCUGCCGAAGCACAGCCUCUGGAAGGCUUUGGAGAAGUGCCAGAGAUAAUCCCUAUUUUUCUUAUCCACCGACCGGAGAACAACAUCCCUUAUGCCACAGUGGAGGAGGAGCUGAUUGGAGAAUUUGUGAAGUAUUCCAUCCGGGACGGGAAGGAAAUAAACUUCUUGAGAAGAGAAUCGGAGGCUGGUCAGAAGUGUUGCACCUUCCAGCACUGGGUAUACCAGAGAACGAGCGGCUGCCUCCUGGUCACGGACAUGCAGGGUGUGGGAAUGAAGUUAACUGACGUUGGCAUAGCAACGCUGGCAAAAGGGUACAAAGGAUUUAAAGGCAACUGUUCCAUGACCUUCAUCGAUCAGUUUAAAGCCCUACACCAGUGUAACAAGUAUUGUAAAAUGCUGGGCCUGACAUCGCUUCAAAACAACAGCCAGAAACAGAAGAAGCCAGCCGUCACGCAAAGCAGAAUUCAGCCAAACGCCACAACCGUAAAGAAGAUGGCUUCCGGGAGCCCAGCGGGAAAGGAAACCUCGCACCCCCUGUGAACGAACGGCCACCAGCUCGCGGCAGUCUUGUGGGCACACGUCUGAAGACGCUCGAGAGAGAGCACCUAGCCUACAGAGCGCCGGUGGCGGUCCCACGUCCGACCGCCCGUGCCCCACGCUGCUCCCAAACUCAUCGCCUGCUGUCUUCCCUGAGAUGAUUUCGGAGCAGGAUUUGCGACCAGACGUGUGGAGAGGCGAAAUCAACGGUCACUCUCAAAGACAGCCCAGCUUUGUAUCUACCGGCUUCACGUUCUUUGUCUCUUUGUGUGGGUGCACAUGGUUGUGUUGUCAGGGACUUGGUGCCCUGUCCACAGCUUCCCCCCCCCCCCCCAUUCCUAACCUUGGGAUUUCUAGACGCCUCCAGCUGCUGUAUCAACAGAAAACGUGAAUUCCUUCAUGGGGUCGAGUUGUCACGCUAGAGUGGAACGUCCUGUUGUUGCCAGAGGUGACUUCCAACAGAAGGGCCGAUUCCCUCAUUAGUCGCACAUCCGGCUAUAAUUCUCUGUGUAAUUAAAUUCACACUUACCCAGAAAGUGGGAGAUGCAGAGAUUAGCACAGACCCUUGUUCUUUCGAAUUGGUGCCAUAUUUCACAUUCCCCCAGGAUUAGCAAUUUGGCCACUUCCUAAUCAGUGUACCGGAGCACGAAGUAUCUGCAUCCGUGUUCUCUCCGCAUUCUUCCGUCACAGUCUCGGUUCGAUAGGGACCCUGCCCUAUAAACCCGGGGCUGACCCACAUCGGAUCACACCAGAAGGUGGUGUGGAGCCUGCUGGGACCCCCAGCUCCCCGGGAGCCUGGCCCCUCCCCGCAUCCCACAGUCUCCUUUCCUGCCAGUUGGGGUCCUGCCCAGCUGUCGGGCAGAACGUCAGCGACCCACAUCAGGCAGGAAGAAAUGACAUAAAGACCGCUCAGGGAUGGUUUUAUGCACCCCAAACUGAGAGAGAAAAUGUCUGCCGCCCCACUGGUUUGUUGUGGUGGUUGUUAAAUUGACAAUUUUUUAGAGCAGCUUUGGGCUUCUGGACAAAUGAGCGGCAAGUAUGGAGGGUUCCCAAACGCUCCCUCACCCCCUACUCCAUCGUUGACCCCUGUUACUAUCAUGUGUCAGUGUGGACAUUCGUCGCACUUGAGGAGCAAGUGUUAUACAUCAUGAGUCAUUAAAGUCCACAGCGUACAUUAGGGUUCA